Molecule: messenger RNA, 354 nt
Organism: Symbiodinium sp. CCMP2592
Lineage: Eukaryota; Dinophyceae; Suessiales; Symbiodiniaceae
Source: the annotation of a GenBank genome assembly
AUGAUCGUAGCGAGGGAGAGCGUCCAGGUCUUCCCAUCCAGUGGCGGCGCAGCACCUCGCACAUCCCAUGCAAUGCACCCCAGUACCCCUGAGUCCUACAACUUGGCAUGUCGCAGACUCUUUAUCGCAUUCACGGAGCUUCUAGGAGCUCCCGGCUUCAAGCUCAUUUUGCCCGCAGAGGACGGACCAAUCGUCGCAUCGCAGCCAGCUGCCAGCUGCGUGCGCGGCGUUGCUGCCCAGUGCCAGUUCGUUGCAAAAGAGCCUCUGCACAGUAAGCUGCGACUUAGGUGCCCCCGUCAAACUGCCAGCCUUCCAGCUCUGCAUCCGCUCAGAGUCUGCGCGAUCAUUUUCUAG